AUGGGACAGCGAAACACCAAAGUGAGUCCGAUGACUGUUGGAGAGGUGUACGAUCAACAUCUUAGUACACCCCCAAAACCCAGCACCAACACGGAGGUUCAACAUCCCCCUCCCCGCGAUGAGACCCCUGUUGACUACAUCUUCAGCCGCUACGCCAUUGGUGAUCAGCUGGGGAAAGGCGGUUUUGGCGUGGUGUAUGAAGGGAGACGUUUGGAUGACGAUCUUAAAGUGGCUGUGAAAUAUGUCACAAAGACUCAGCACAUGGAGUGUAUUAUCAUCCCCGAUCAUCCAAACCCUCUUCCGAAAGAGAUCGCCCUCACCAUCCUGGCCAACAAAGGUCACAGAGUGCCGGAGAUAAUCAGGCUGCUGGACUGGACGGACCACCCUGACCACUUCGUCCUGGUCCUGGAAUGUCCCUCUCCCUGCGAGAACCUGGUAGAGUUCAUGAGGCGUCAUGGUGGAAGAAUCGAUGAAGAAACGACGCGCCAGAUCAUGUGGCAGGCGACUUACGCUGCACACAAGUGCUGCCUCCGCAGAGUCUUCCACCGUGACGUCAAACUGGAGAACCUACUGAUCAACAUCGAGACAUCCGAAGUCAAGCUGAUUGACUUCGGAUGCGGGGACAUUCUGGGGACUUCACCCUACAAGUCCUACCACGGCACAGCAAAGUACUCCCCUCCAGAGUACCACCGCAGGGGAGAGUACCACGGCUGGCCAGCGACGGUCUGGUCACUAGGGGUCGUGAUGUUCGCACUGUUGUGUGGACACUUCCCUAGCGACCAUGACCUGUUGCUGCUGCAGAAGAAGCGCUGGUCCAAACCUGGCCUGUCAAAAGAAUGCUGUGACCUCCUCGGGGCUCUCCUCCAAGAAAAGCCCAUCCGGAGACUUGGUUUGGGGCAAAUCGUGUUCCACAGCUGGUUUAUGGCCCUCUUGUAGGACCGCUCCAGUUGGUGCUCUUCAUCCCUCCUCUCGCCUUUGCGUCUUGCGGGGCGAGCAGGCCUCGUGUAGCGUCUUGCGCCCCGGCUUGAGGAAGCAGUAUUUGCGUCUGGCGGUACUGCUUCCGGAGGGAUGUGUACAU
Molecule: messenger RNA, 1078 nt
Organism: Puntigrus tetrazona (Sumatra barb)
Lineage: Eukaryota; Metazoa; Chordata; Actinopteri; Cypriniformes; Cyprinidae
Product: serine/threonine-protein kinase pim-1-like
Exons: 7
Coding region: 1-936 (311 amino acids)
Biological process (GO): regulation of mitotic cell cycle; negative regulation of apoptotic process; protein autophosphorylation
Cellular component (GO): cytoplasm
Molecular function (GO): ATP binding; protein serine/threonine kinase activity
Source: RefSeq, a predicted model, not a curated record